AUGGAGAGAAAAUACCAAAUUCUUGAUCUCAAUCAACUUUAUGAUGAAGAAAAACGAAUUGACAUAAACAAGAUGUACUAUCCAGAAUGCUUUACCUUUAACCUGCUCCAAAUACUCAUCUGCCGAAACUGCUCCGAUCCAAUUUGCAUGAAAAAAACAGAAUUCCUCCGAGAAAUGUAUUUGGACAUAGACAACAACUUCCCAGAUGAUAUCUACACGCAUGCUGUUUUUCUUGAUCCGCUAGAACAAGCCACAAAUUACAAAGAAAAAGCCAAUGAAAUGGCCUUACCAAAAAGUUCUCUGGAAAUCCAAAUUCUGAAUGAAACUGCUGAUCAAUCGUCUGACGAAACAAAAAAGAACCAAUAG
Oikopleura dioica is the source of this 366-nucleotide messenger RNA. Lineage: Eukaryota; Metazoa; Chordata; Appendicularia; Copelata; Oikopleuridae. The record is from the annotation of a GenBank genome assembly.